AUGGGAGGAGAGGAAACCCUUCAUGACCCCAGAGUUCAAAGAGCAAAACUCCAUAGACGUGAACGGACGGCUCAUCUGCAAGCACUUUUUAGCAGACCGAUGCCUGAAGGGCGAAGGGUGCCAGUUUGAACACUCCCGUGACCUUGGCGGUUUCAAGUUCCAUGAAGUGUGCAAAUUCUACAUUCAGGGCUUUUGCAUGCGUGGAGACAGUUGCCUCUACAUGCACAGCGCUUUUCCCUGCAAGUUCUUCCACAGAGGGCGGGGGUGCCAGAAUCAGGACUCCUGCAGGUUCUCCCAUGCUCCCCUGACUGAGCUCACAGAGCGGAUCCUAGACAAGUUUCUUGAGGAGCUAAAGGCAAAACAUCAACCGUUGGAGCCAGAACCGGAGCCGGAGCCUGCAGCGGACCCCUUGGCCAACACAAAAACCUGUGAAGGCUUCCUGGCCAACACAAAAACGUUGAAUUUUUACAGUGCGGCCGAAAACUCUGAACCCGAGCCCGUGCGCCCCUUCAGUUUUGGAGCAAACAGCGCAGAGUUUCAACCCGAGCGUCCCGUCUCUGUCCUCAUCCCCGUCCCCAUCGCCAUCACCAUCUCCCAACAGCCAACACAAUCAGCGGACCACACAGACUCACCAGUGCAGAGUGGAGCUGCAUCGACAUCCGAGUCCCAAAUAUCCCUCGUGGAGCAAGGACCAGCUGAACAGCCAGAACGGCCAACUGCCAGCAACUCCACUGCUCGUCCAUCAUCCUCCUCUUCCACCCCCUCCGCCUCCUCCUCCUCCUCCUCAUCAGCAUCUAAAGAUGCACAAAACCUCCUCAGAGCAACUGCCAUUGAGAGGCCUCAAUCGCCAAGAACUCCAGAUCCUCCAUCGACUCCAUCAGUCCUGAGAAAUCUUUUCUCCCACCUGAGCCCGUGUCGAUCGGAUUAUGAUAAUGAGGAUGAUGAUGAUGACGACGGCAACAUUGAUGGUGAAGAAGAUGAGAUGACGGUUAAGAUGAAGACGGAGCUGGAGGGAGAUGCAACCAGCAACUCAACUGACCCAGUUCCCCUGCUUGAUGCGACAAAAUUCUGCACGGAGGUUCCCAGAGAACACAGCGGGGCGGGGAGCCACAGCAAAGCCUCAACACCAGCAGCCCCAGAUCACCAGCUUGGCCUAAUAACAAAUCCAUUGCCAAAGAGCAGAAACUUUGUCAAGGAGCCCCAAAGACAUCAACACCUUGUGGUCCCCCCACCCUCCAAUCCCCCAGUCCCCUGCUCUACCCCCAUCGCAAGCCAUCUCAGAAAGUACAGGCCCCUAGCUGUGGACCUCUCGCCUCUUCCUUCUCUCUCCUUAACAGCCUACCACCAGACCCCUCAGCCUCAUGAUGCCACGCCGGGCCAUCUCACCUCUGUUGCGGACACUCAGGAGGCAGCGCCAGAGCAGUGUGUGGCUCGGUCCCAGGGGGCCGGGAUCAAAAAGACAUUAACGGGGGAGUUACAGGGCCGGCACAGUCUGCCAGUACAGAGCCUGAGCUGGGCAAACUCCUCGAAAUGCAAAGACCAAAAAUGGCGCUGAGGAUCUGAAGCGUGGAUGUAGAACCUCACUCAACAACAUUCUGAUAUGUAGAACAAGCAGAAUCAUGAACUUACUGGCAGGUGAUGGAAUGCCAUGUAUCAUAUUA
Engraulis encrasicolus (European anchovy) is the source of this 1661-nucleotide messenger RNA. RefSeq names its product zinc finger CCCH domain-containing protein 6-like. Bases 23 to 1555 code for a protein of 510 amino acids. Gene Ontology annotation, molecular function: RNA binding; metal ion binding. The transcript has 7 exons. The record is from RefSeq and is a predicted model, not a curated record. Gene Ontology annotation, cellular component: nucleus. NCBI's taxonomy places the organism in Eukaryota, Metazoa, Chordata, Actinopteri, Clupeiformes, Engraulidae. Gene Ontology annotation, biological process: negative regulation of DNA-templated transcription.